AUGAGCUCCACUACAGAUCAAACAGAAGCAGAAAUCUAUAACAGCAAUCUCGAUCUUUCAACCCUUCCUCAUUUCACUCAUGAAGAAUUACGUCAAUAUAACGGAACCACCAAUCCAAAGAUCUAUGUUGCCAUAAGAGGAAGAGUAUAUGAUGUAAGUCAGAAUCUCAAUAGUUAUGGUCCAGGAAAGGCAUAUAAUAGAUUAGCUGGUAUAGACGGGAGUAGAUUAUUAGGAAUGAAUAAAUUGGUAAGCGAUGAUAAAGAAGAUUGGUAUACUGAAGAUUUGGAUGAUAGCCAGAAUGCAAUUAUUGAUAAAUGGGUUAUAUUCUUUGACAAGAGAUAUCAUGUCAUUGGUACUGUUGGUUAA
Hemisphaericaspora subhashii is the source of this 366-nucleotide messenger RNA. RefSeq lists its product as uncharacterized. Gene Ontology annotation, cellular component: endomembrane system; membrane. Lineage: Eukaryota; Fungi; Ascomycota; Pichiomycetes; Serinales; Debaryomycetaceae. The coding region runs from base 1 to 366 and encodes 121 amino acids. The transcript has a single exon. The record is from RefSeq and is a predicted model, not a curated record.